AUGUCUUCCUCCCCCUCCCCAGACCCAAACCCCCUCUUCACCCUGCCCAUCACCACCACACCACACGGCACCAAACAAAUCGGCACUCUCAUCUGCACGCAACCAAAACCAAAAAUCUACCUCCUGACCUUCUCCUCCCCACCGGACAACCGACUCGUCACGGGACUAUGUCAAGCGCUGAUCCUCGCGCUGGACAUCCUAGAGCACAAGCAUGGGGACGGAGUGGUGAUCACCACCAGCGGCGUGCCGAAAUUCUACUCCAACGGGAUGGAUGUGGAACAUGCGCAGAUUUCUGGCGGUUACAUGCCGGGCAGUCUGUAUGCGUUGUGGAGGCGGUUGUUGACGUAUAAUAUGCCUACCGUUGCGCUGAUCAAUGGGCAUGCGUUUGCUGGGGGGUUGAUGGUGGCGAUGGCUCAUGAUGUAUGUGAAGUCCCUCCUCCUCCUCCUCCUCCUCCUCCUCCUCCUCAUCAUCAUUCAUAUAACAUGCAUGCUAUGACUUCACUGUGGAGAAGGGGGUAUUCGUGCUAACAACCCUUCCCUCAUUCAACAGUACCGCAUCAUGAACCCCCAAAAAGGCUACAUAUCCCUCAACGAGCUCGAACUCGGCAUGCCGCUCCGCGCGCCCAUGACGGCCCUCUUCCGCAUGAAAUUAUCCCCGAAAACGCUGCGCAAGCUCAUCCUCGAAGCGCACCGCUACAAAGCGCUCGACGCGCUGCAAGCGGAACUCGUCGACGGGCUGGGCGGGCUGGAAGCGACGUUGGGGUUUGUGGAAGAGCUGCAGCUGGUGGGGAAGGCGCGGGUGGGCGCGAGCGGGAGGUGUGUGUAUGGGGAGUUGAAGCGGGAGAUGUGGAGGGAGACGGUGGGGAUGAUUGAUUCGGAGGGGUGGGCGGAGGAGGCGGUGAGGGGGGAGGGGGAGAGGGAGAAGAGGGGGAGGGAGAGGGAGGAGGCGGUGGGGAGGGUGCGGAGGUGGGAGGGGAGAGGGUCGAAGUUGUGA
This is a messenger RNA of Lecanosticta acicola, 994 nucleotides long. The record is from the annotation of a GenBank genome assembly. NCBI's taxonomy places the organism in Eukaryota, Fungi, Ascomycota, Dothideomycetes, Mycosphaerellales, Mycosphaerellaceae.